Molecule: messenger RNA, 620 nt
Organism: Mauremys reevesii (Reeves's turtle)
Lineage: Eukaryota; Metazoa; Chordata; Testudines; Geoemydidae
Exons: 2
Coding region: 16-399 (127 amino acids)
Biological process (GO): mitochondrial electron transport, ubiquinol to cytochrome c
Source: RefSeq, a predicted model, not a curated record
AGAGCGGCGCUAUGCAUGCCGGGAAAUGCAAUCCGCGCCUGCCCCCGAGAGCGAGGCGCUUUCCCCCGGGGUGGAGCGGCGCGACGCCGCACUCCAAGUCCCAUGGUGCCUCGCGGCAGGACUCCAAGCCCCAGGGUGCAUUGCCGCCACUAUAACUUCCGGGUGCAGGCCGCGCCUGCGCUGGGCUGGGUGUCGCUAGAGGACGCCGCCAUGGCGCUGCGCUCCCGGCUGUACAGCGUGUUCUUCCGCCGCACCUCCACCUUCGCCCUCACCAUCGUGCUGGGGGCCCUCGUCUUCGAGCGCGCCUUCGACCAGGGCGCGGACGCGUUCUACGAGCGCCUGAACCACGGGAAACUGUGGAAACACAUCAAGCACAAGUAUGAGACACAAGAAAAGUGAAGUGAGAGCUGCAGGAGCCAUGCAGGGGUGCCUGUAUCCCCGUUUGCAAUUCUUCAGUUGCCUGAUACCAGUUACCAAGAAUGAAAAUGGGCUUCUGACUGAAGAAAUCUGAGCCAGAGUACAUCACCAACUUCAUCAAGGUUUCUGCCACAGAUGGACUUAAGGAUUUACUCCUGCUGUGUUAAAAUGUUCUGUUAAACUAAUAAACUCACUAACCAAUA